UAGAAAAUUGCACUGGAGGUCUACUAAGACAGGAUGAGAAGGCGGAGUUGAAAGGCCCAGAGAAAGAUUGAUCUAGAAGGCCCAAAAGGGUGGACGGAUAUGCUGGGCUGGACGGUGAUGGGAGAGACUCUGGGUCAGCCUCCUCUUGCUAUCCCCAUCCCCACCCUCAGGAGCCCUUUGUGAUGAGGCCACAGCUCUCUGAUGCAGGCCAGGAUUUAUAAGCCAGAGUGUGCUCAAGGUGCUCAGUUGCCUAAGAGCAACAGUGCCUUUCAGAUAAUGGAGAAUUACCUCUGUCCUCUGAAAAGCUUUAGUGCUACCUGGUUGAGCUCCAGCUCCACUUCCUGGAUCCUUGAAGCCAUCGUGGGCUUCCUAUGUGGAGUGGGGCUCUUCCUCCUGUUACUCCCCUACCUCCAGAGCAAUCCACCUUUACCACCACCUGAGAAAAAUAUAAACAUCAAAAAGGCCGAAGACUGGAUUACUGAGAGUUUGGGAUCCCUGCGGGAGGACACAGCCCUCAAUAUUGGUUCAUCAGUUGCCUUCCGAGGCAGGUGUCUCUGGGCAAAGACCUCCCUUUGUGUCUGGGCCGAUCUGGCGAGCCGUGCUGAGCCCCUGAGAGCCUCUGAUCAGGGGCCAGAGCCAAGCUCUGGCCUCCGAAAGGCUUAUCUGACAGAGCACAGAGGCAUGUCCUCAAGUGGAGACAAAGAGGAGGAGGAGGAAGAACAAAAGGAAUACGGGGAAAGCCUCCUGGGAAAGCGGCCCGACGAGGGCAGCUUUCAUCAGCGGAAACGUGGAGAACCUUUUGGUCCGGUGCGCAAAAGAGCGCUUGCUGAAGCCCGUCGUCGGCAGUGCGCAGAGCCCGCGGAAAGUGCUGCUUCCGUGGUGUCCCCCUGCUCUGCCAGGGCGCCUCCGACCCAGCCCCCUCGUCAUCUGGCCUCCGCCGCUUCAGCAAAACCUCCAGAAGAUCUAUGCGACUUGAAGACCGAGGACUCUUCUGGCUGGAUAACUGAAGACUGGACAACUGACGACUCUUCUGACAGGAAGACCGCCCCAGAGAGUUAUUCAGGUAACUCGUAUGUUUUGGCGUCUUCUGUCCCAGAAAUCACAGGCCUUGGUUGCUCAAGUCGACCCAUUUCGGCCCUCUUCUGGUGGUGGGCGGCUGCCAAGGCCUUUUUGUUUCCCACCUGGAAACACUGCGAAUCCCAGCAAGAGCAUACUUCGGAACACCCAUCAAAGCCCCCUUCCUGGGGAGGUGGCACAGAUGGGAGCACAGAAGCUGGGAGUCCUUCUAUCCCUAACCCUGAUGUCCACAAGCUCCUGGAAAUAGAAAUCGCGAAGAGAGUGGAAUUGAAGCUUUCAAAAGAAAAAGAAAAGGAUGGAUCGUUUAAAAGACAUGUGAGCCCAGACUAUCACCUGAAUUCUUGGGGGACUUUAAAAUCACUCAGUCAUGAGCAGACCACCACAGUCCCCCGGCCAUACUGGAGCAAACCAGAGCAGCUGUCCAGUCCUCAGGAGCUCAUAUAUCCCAAGGCCUUGGGGGACCAUUUCCAUCAGAAAUGUAACCAGCUCUUCUGGGGCCUCCCCUCUCUGCACAGUGAAUCCCUGCUGCCUACUGCCUGGGUCUCUGGGAGCUCUUCCCCACUACAGUCUCCCCCUGUUUUAUUCAACAGAAUAUCUAGUGCCUGCCCAGUUCAAGUAUCCUCAGUGUGCUCUCAGCCCCAGCCCUUGCCCCACCCUGAGGACCAACCCCAGGCCCCACCUCUGGCCCCAGUCAUCACCCAGACCCCUCUCCUAUCCUCCUUCCAAAUCCCACCACCAGCUUCUACAGACCAGGUUACGGCCUAUGAAGUAUCUUGUCCUAGUUCCGAAACUGAAACACAAUCUCUCACCUCAACUGAAAUUCAACACCUAGAAUCACCCUUGUCGCAGAAGCAACUGAAAAGUGAGAGGGCUUUACCCUCUGUGGCCAAAGGGUCUCAGAGAGCAUUCAGUCCUUUCAGUCCCAACCUUCCCGAGGAGAGCGGGGCCUCUGAGGCCUACAAGUCAGACCCCAUCAUUCCUGGGGAUGUUCGUAGCAGAACUGAGCUCCAGGAACAAAUGGAAGAAUACAUUCAAAAGAGGCUCACCCAACACAAGCGGAGUCUGCCCAGCAGGAUCCAGGUGUCUCUGGAACGGGCAAAACUUUGGGGAGAAUUACCAAGGACAGGUCAGUCAAAGGACCAGCAUGAACCCUCGUGGCCUUCUGUGUUUAUAGGUGAACGCAGCAAGGAUGUAAAGAAGGUGGGAUCCAGCAACCAAAAAAGCUGCAAUUUCAAAUUAGGGAAGGAGUUGGGCAAGGAUCUGGGGCAAGUCCCAAAAUAUGAUAUAUCCCAAGGCUCGGAAAAAUCCCCAGUGAAGGUUCUGCAGACAAACUCUGAGAAAGAGUUAAAAAGCGAUUCGACGAGCUACAUGAGAAAUAACACGAAAAAUUACAAACCAUGGAACCCAGCUAAGAAACAGCUGGAAAAGACCCUGGAAGUCCCUGGGGGCAGAGAGUUGGGGCAGAUUACAGAGGGUCAGAGUCCUGUAUGUGUAAGCCAUUCCUGGCUUGCUGCCAACCGUACUUUGCCCAAGUCUGCUACUCAACAGGCACACCACGAGAGCACCACCCAAGAGUUCUCAUUCCUCACUCCGAGCACAUGGAAGGCCCUGGAGGCACAUAUUAAAAGAUUUGUGAGGCACAAGUGGGACCUAUCUGUUCAGGCGGGUGAGCCGAUGAAUCUCAAUUUGAGUGAGACUCAGUCAUCACCACCUUCCAUGUAUGGAUUUCACUCCUCACCCCCUCUUGAGUCCUGGAACUGCUCAAGAGCUAAGACUGCCAGUAUCCAGAGAGAAAACCCACAGGCAGGCAGGGGAGAGAAGGCUACACCCAAAAUGUCAGACCCCACCCGGACGAAUCCUCUCCGUGCCCCCUCACCUGUAUGUGAGGAAGUCCAGGUGACUCUGAGACAAACCCCACCUUCCAGGGCCAAAGAGACCAGGGAGGCAGUAGUGGCCAAAGGGUCCUAUGCACCACAGCUGCAAGAUAGAGGCAUCUCGGAAACUAGUGUGCUGGCAAAAUCCCAAACCAUAAAUGUGGAUUUGGGCGGCUUAGAGGCUCCAGGGACUAGUAAAAGCCCCUCGCCUCCUAGAAUGUCUGUUCAAGAUCCAGUACUUAGUGAAGAGAUCAAAAGGGAAUUGGAGACAGCAAACCAGCCUCAAGGCUGUCCCGCUGGCCUGCUCCUUCGGGACCAUGCCACCAAAAUGAUUCUUCAACACUGUGCCACUGAUGUGCUUCUUGUCUCGGAUAUCGUGGCUUCUCAGUCCUCUCACUCCCAUCUGAAGCGUGUGUCCAGUAGGGACAUGCCAGCAUCAAAAGUGCUACAUGAGUUCAUGGCAGCCGGAGGGAGCAGCCUGGGGCAGCAGGAUCCCAAGACCCCAAAACUUCAAGAUCCAUGGAGGAGUCAGAGCAAGAUUUCUGCCCCCAGCGAUGAGACAACGGAUGUGAGGAGGCGGAAAACAGAAGUGUGUGAAGAAGGGUUGGCAAGAUCAAGGGCCUCCCCAGCGAGUGGGAUGAGCCAGCCUGGCCAGGAUAAGCGGUCGGUAGAGUCCCUUGGCAUCACAUCCCCCCAGCUCUCAGCAGAGAAGGGACAUUCCCCUCCAGAAGGCCACUUCAAAAAAAGGAUGAGUAGCUUUAUCCAAAGCAUUUGUCCUAAUAAGAAGGGCAAAGGGCGGGGUGAUCCCCUGCAAAAAGGAAAGCCAGCUUCAGCCUCUGCCCAGAGCCAUGGACCAGUCAAAAGCAGAUCAGUUUUUAUGGACAGGGGAGCCACAGAGGCUCAGACACUUAUGACAGCUGUUGGCCUGAUCUUAACAGAGAAAUUAAGGCUUCAGCAAGAACUAUAUGCCUCAAAGUUAAAUCAGCCAACAGAGGCAAUCCAGGAAAGUCAGGACUCGGUUGGUGGGCAUGCAUCCUACCACAAGGCUCCCUCUUUCCCAGAGCACAGGAGAGAACUGAGUGGUACGGGCUGCCAUCACCAAGCCAUCCCUGAGGGCCAGAGUUCUAUCGGGAACAAAGGGACCCAUGACGGACGCACAAAUCUCUACACGAUGGUGAAAUUCAAAAUCGGUGAUCGGCCAUUGCCUUCCCAGGGGAAUGUAUCCCCAAUCAGUCCUUGCCAGCAUAUGUCAAGGCUGUGCGGUGCCUCAGGCUGUCCUCAUCAUUCAACAACAUUGUGCCAUGAGACAGGUGUCUGUUACAGUCAACCCGAAAAGGCUUCCCUAGUCUUUUCUUGUAAGAAUAUUCUGCCCAAGCAAAAAAAACCCCUUUAUUCUCAUGUUAGCACAUUCCCUAUGUGCUAA
This is a messenger RNA of Loxodonta africana (African savanna elephant), 4374 nucleotides long. RefSeq names its product spermatogenesis-associated protein 31E1-like. The record is from RefSeq and is a predicted model, not a curated record. Bases 202 to 4374 code for a protein of 1390 amino acids. The transcript has 4 exons. Lineage: Eukaryota; Metazoa; Chordata; Mammalia; Proboscidea; Elephantidae.